Ceraceosorus bombacis is the source of this 1607-nucleotide messenger RNA. NCBI's taxonomy places the organism in Eukaryota, Fungi, Basidiomycota, Exobasidiomycetes, Ceraceosorales, Ceraceosoraceae. The record is from the annotation of a GenBank genome assembly.
AUGAAGCUCCAGGCCGUUUUCUUGUGCGGUGUGCUGGCCGCGAGUGCCGUCUCAGCGGCCAAUGUCCUUGCAGCUCGCCAAGCCGGUCCCUCACCAACUGGUCGCGGGGCCUGCGUGCUCUCCGGCGGCGCCUGGACCUGCGAGCUCGCCGCUAGCGGCGCAGCUACAGCUCCGAUUGCAACCUCUGUCAACUCUGUAGGUGGAGCAGGUGCUGCCUCUGCGACUGCUACCGAUCCUUUACCGCCAGCUACAGUGACAGUCACCGAAAUGGUAGAGCCCAGUCCUACUGGUCAGGGUGCUUGCCAUCUUCACGGCGAUCAUUGGCACUGCGACGAAGAAGGUGAAGAGGGUCAUGAUCACAGUCACGAAGGACACGAUCACAGCGGACAUAGUCACGCCGGUCAUAGCCAUGCAGGGCACAGGUGAGGAUUGUUGCGUCCGCGUUCGCAUGCUGCGUGCUGACAAGUGACAGUGGCUCCCCCUGACGCAGUCAUGGUCCAUCCGAGGAAUUUGGUUGUGGGCUUGCACCUCUGGAAGAAUACAAUUUGCCAUUGCACGUAGCUGCAGUCUUCAUUCUUCUGGUCGCCUCGAUUGCAGGAGUCGUCUUGCCUUCCUUUGGGAACCUUCUGGAGCGCGCUUUUGCUACUACAGCCUCGCAAUCCGCUACCUUUCGACGUUGGACUGGAAGCUUCACCUUCGCCAUGCGCCACUUUGGGGGUGGAAUCAUCUUGUCCACCGCCUUCAUUCACCUGCUCUUCCACUCCUUCGUCUACUUCAACAACAGCUGCAUUGGCGAGCUCCAGUACGAAGCUGCAUCGGCGGCAAUUGCCAUGGCAGCCGUAUACGUCAUGUUUCUCAUCGAUUUCCUCGCCCUUCGACCGUUGCGACGUCAAGCAUACGCUGCCCAGGAACGUGCAUUCGCGUCCGGAGCAAGGACCACCUCCGAUGACGACUCUGUCGAGAAACCCAACGAGCGUGCCUUGAUACCUGAGGAAUCAGAUGGACAUGCGCACGAGUCGAUUGACCUGCUCAAGCAUAGCGAAGGUCGCAUGGCCAAGUGGAACGUUCUCGCUCUGGAAGCCGGCAUCAUCUUCCAUAGCAUCAUCAUUGGCGUGACGAUCGGCACCGCUUCUGGUGAAGGUUGGGUGGUGAGUUUCGACGUCUCAAAGAUGGUGCAAAGAAACGAAACAUUGAACCCGGUGCCGCUUUGCCUUUAGCCGCUGUUGAUCGCCAUUGUGUUUCACCAAUUCUGCGAGGGUCUAGGCUUGGCGAGCCGAGUGGUCCUCCUUCCUUCCUCCGUUCUGAGCAACACUUUGAAGUUCGUCAUGCACCUCGUCUUCAUCGUGACCACGCCCGUGGGCAUUGCCAUCGGCAUUGGCGUGCGACAGUCCUACAACGGGAACAGCCGGGGCACUCUUCUAGCAGUCGGCAUCCUCGACGCGAUCUCGGCCGGCAUUCUGAUCUACGCGGCCCUCGUUCAGAUCAUCGUCAACGACUACAUCUUCAAUCGCGAAAUGACGCGCGCUUCAAUGAAGCGCUGUGUUGCCGCCCUGACGUUCUUUACGCUCGGCCUGUUCGUCAUGUCCGUGCUUGGAUACUGGGCUUGA